AUGGGCUUGGAGAUGGAGCCGUUGCUCCUGGCCUGGAGCUAUUUUAGGCACAGGAAGUUCCAGCUCUGUGCAGAUCUGUGCAUGCAGAUGCUGGAGAAGUCCCCUUAUGACCAGGCAGCCCAGAUUUUAAAAGCACGAGCACUAAAUGAAGGGGUGUACAUAGAAGAAAUUGACGUAGAUCAGGAAGGAAUUGCAGGAAUGAUACUGAACAAAAAUGCUCAAGUUCCACGUCCUGGAACAUCUCUGAAACUCCCUGGAAGUAACCAGACAGGAGGGCCUAGUCCAGCUGUCAGGCCAAUCACUCAAGCUGGAAUACCCAUUACAGGUUUCCUUAGACCCAGCGUACAAAGUGGAAGGCCAAGCACUAUGGAACAGGCCAUUAGAACACCCAGAACUGCCUACACAGCUUACCCUAUCGCCAGCUCAUCUGGAAGAUUUUUUAGGCUGGUAAUGGCUUCCAUGCUUACAAGUCCUGAUGGACCUUUUAUAAAUUUAUCUAGACUGAAUUUAAGAAAGUAUGCCCAGAAACCUAAAUUGGCAAAGGCUUUGUUUGAGUAUAUCUUUCAUCAUGAAAAUGACGUUAAGACUGCUGUGGAUUUGGCUGCCCUUUCCACAGAGCAUUCUCAGUACAAGGACUGGUGGUGGAAAGUGCAGAUUGGAGAAUGUUACUACAGGUUAGGAAUGUAUCUUGAAGCAGAAAAACAAUUUAAAUCAGCCCUGAAGCAGCAGGAAAUGGUAGAUACAUUUCUCUACUUGGCAAAAGUUUACAUCUCAUUGGAUCAACCUGUGACUGCUUUAAAUCUUUUCAAACAAGGCUUAGAUAAGUUUCCAGGAGAAGAAACCCUACUUUGUGGAAUUGCCAGGAUCUAUGAGGAAAUGAACAAUAUUUCAUCAACCACUGAAUACCACAAAGAGGUUUUGAAACAGGACAACACUCAGGUGGAAGCCACUGCAUGCAUUGGAAGCAACCAUUUUUAUUCUGAUCAACCAGAAGUAGCUCUCCGGUUUUACAGGCGAUUCCUGCAGAUGGGUGUUUAUAACUCCCAGCUUUUCAACAACCUGGGGAUCUGUUGCUUCUAUGCCCAGCAGUAUGAUAUGACUCUGACCUCAUUUGAACGUGCCCUUUCCCUGGCUGAAAAUGAAGAGGAGGUAGCUGAGGUCUGGCACAUCUUGGGACAUGUAGCUGUGGGAAUAGGAGAUACGAAUCUGGCCCAUCAGUGCUUCAGGCUGGGUCUGGUUAACAGCAAUAAACAUGCAGAGACCUACAACAACCUGGCCGUGCUGGAGAUGUGGAAGGGCCAUGUCAAACAUAUGGGAGAUCUACAGAGGAGCUACACUGCUGCUCAGAAGUCUGAAGCAGCAUUUCCAGAUCACCUGGGCACUUAA
Molecule: messenger RNA, 1386 nt
Organism: Balaenoptera ricei (Rice's whale)
Lineage: Eukaryota; Metazoa; Chordata; Mammalia; Artiodactyla; Balaenopteridae
Product: tetratricopeptide repeat protein 8-like
Exons: 3
Coding region: 1-1386 (461 amino acids)
Biological process (GO): non-motile cilium assembly
Cellular component (GO): BBSome; ciliary basal body; non-motile cilium
Molecular function (GO): protein binding
Source: RefSeq, a predicted model, not a curated record